This is a messenger RNA of Penicillium canescens, 441 nucleotides long. RefSeq lists its product as uncharacterized. The record is from RefSeq and is a predicted model, not a curated record. The transcript is spliced from 2 exons. Lineage: Eukaryota; Fungi; Ascomycota; Eurotiomycetes; Eurotiales; Aspergillaceae. The coding region runs from base 1 to 441 and encodes 146 amino acids.
AUGCGUACAAUCUCCUACUUCUCACCAGGAGUCUGGGCGAAACAGGCUCCGUUAGCAGCCGUCGUCAUGUUGAGGCUGGCCAUGCACUGCGACGCAGCGGUUAAAUGCACUGUUAUCAAUUCUCCGAAUUGCGGUUCAAAUCACCAUCGCCAGACGCAUAAGCUACCAACCAAUGUAGGCUCCACCUACUAUGCCGACGGAUUCCAUGGUGGUACUGUGUAUGCCAAGUUUCAAUCGUCAACCGCAGUUAACGGCAACUCUCGGUACCAAGACUUGACGUAUAACUUCAAUCUUGACUCCUACGACGGCACAUACUGGGUUAGGCUGCCCACCGCAAUUGGAGGGGGAACGGAUUGUCAUGCAGUGUACAAGAGCUGCGAUGUGACAGUUGACUUCUGGGACAUGACGGAGUCAUUGUCAUCCUCGUACCAGCUGGCAUGA